AUGGCCGCCGAAACUUUGCCCGCCUCGGUCGAGGCCCUCACCCUCCAGUCGACCACACAGAAGUCCGAGUUCCCCGGCUGCUUCCCGUCCCUGAACCCCAUGGACAUUUACCGCGAACAUAUUGCGACAGAGCUGAGCAAGGCCACCGACAUUGAUGCGCAAAAGAUCUACUCUCGCCUCGCAUGGACAAAGACCCUGGACCAGGGCGACUUGUCGCUGCCGGUCCCCUCGCUCGGAAUUAAGAAGAACCCCCAGGAGCUGUGCCAGGAAUUGGCCUCCAAAUUCCCCGAAUCCGACCUCAUUUACCCUCCCACUCCCCUCGGCCCUCACCUGCAGUUCUUCUUCAAGCCCAAGGCCCUCACUGAGACCGUCCUUGGUCGUAUUAUGAAGGAGAAGGCUGCCUUUGGUACUAAUGGCAACCAGGGUCUUAAGGACCCUUCGGACCCCUCUAAGGGCCAGAAGAAGAUCAUCAUCGAGUUUUCCAGCCCCAACAUUGCUAAGGCAUUCCACAUGGGUCACUUGCGCAGUACGAUUAUCGGUGGUUUCCUCGCCAAUCUGUACACUGUCAUGGGAUGGAACGUUGUCCGCAUGAACUACCUUGGUGACUGGGGCAAGCAGUACGGUCUUUUGGCCAACGGCUACAAGGCUUUCGGUAACGAGGAGGCCCUCGCUAAGGACCCCAUCAACCACCUGUUCGAUGUCUACGUCAAGGUCAACCACAUUGUGAGCGACCAGGAUGCGCCCAUCAAGGAGUUGAAGGAGCAGAUCAAGCAGAAGAAUGAGAAGAGCGAGGAUGUCACUGCUCUGGAGGCUGAGCUUGCCAAGCUGGUUGAUGCUAGUGAGGACGAGAAGGCCCGCCGCUACUUCAAGAGCAUGGAGGAUGGCGACCCCGAGGCUCUUGCCCUCUGGCGCAAGUUCCGUGAUCUCAGUAUCCUCAAGUACAAGCAGGCGUACGCCCGUCUCAACAUUGACUUCGAUGUCUACUCCGGUGAGUCUCAGGUCAAGAAGGAGAGUAUGGCCAAUGCCUACAAGGCUAUGCAAGAUGCCGGCAUUGCGGAGGACUCUGAGGGUGCCGUUAUUGCAGACUUCACCAAGCACGGCGCCAAGAAGCUGGGCAAGGCCAUCAUUAUCCGCAAGGACGGUACUCCUCUGUACCUGACCCGUGACAUCGGUGCCAUCCUGGAGCGUGACGAAGAAUACAAGUUCGACAAGAUGAUCUACGUUGUGGCUUCGCAGCAGGAUCUUCACUUGGCGCAGCUCUUCAAGGUUACCGAGCUUUCCGGCCGUAAGGACCUGUCCGACCGUUGCUCACACAUUAACUUCGGUAUGGUCAAGGGCAUGAGUACCCGUAAGGGUACUGUUAAGUUCUUGGACGAUAUCCUGAACGAUGUCGGUGACAAGAUGCACGAGGUGAUGAAGAAGAACCAGACCAAGUACGAGCAGGUUGAGAACCCUGUCGCUACUGCCGAUACCCUGGGUAUCACUGCUGUUAUGGUUCAGGAUUACACUGGCAAGCGUAUCAACGGCUACGAUUUCAACCUUGAGGCUAUGACUUCCUUCGAGGGUGACACCGGCCCUUACCUUCAGUACGCCCACGCUCGUCUCUGCUCAAUGUUCCGCAAGUCCGGCUUGACCGAGGAGGAGUUGAACACCGCCAACUUCGAUCUCCUGUCCGAGAAGCACGCCGUUGAUCUAAUCCGUCUUCUGGCUUCCUACCCCGAUACUAUCCUCAACACCGCCAAGACUCUGGAGCCCGUUACUAUCUUGGCCUAUCUGUUCAAGAUGACCCACGCUCUGUCCUCUAGUUAUGAUGUCCUCAAGGUCGUUGGAAGUGAGCCCGAGCUUAAGAAGGCUCGCAUGGCCCUCUACUUCUCUGCCCGCCAGGUCCUCCACAACGGCAUGCGCAUCCUCGGCCUUAACCCCGUUCAGCGCAUGUAA
Messenger RNA from Penicillium atrosanguineum, 1938 nucleotides. RefSeq names its product arginine--tRNA ligase. NCBI's taxonomy places the organism in Eukaryota, Fungi, Ascomycota, Eurotiomycetes, Eurotiales, Aspergillaceae. Gene Ontology annotation, cellular component: mitochondrion; cytoplasm. Gene Ontology annotation, molecular function: ATP binding; arginine-tRNA ligase activity. Bases 1 to 1938 code for a protein of 645 amino acids. The record is from RefSeq and is a predicted model, not a curated record. Gene Ontology annotation, biological process: mitochondrial translation; arginyl-tRNA aminoacylation. The transcript has 4 exons.